This is a messenger RNA of [Candida] anglica, 4108 nucleotides long. The record is from the annotation of a GenBank genome assembly. NCBI's taxonomy places the organism in Eukaryota, Fungi, Ascomycota, Pichiomycetes, Serinales, Debaryomycetaceae.
CUACACUCUCUGAAAUAUCAUUAGUGGGCUGCCUUUGUUGCUUUGAAAAGAAGGUGAGAAAAGUAUAAAUAUGGCCGACGUAGAACAGAAGAACUCCGAAGCCGCCGCCCCGGUUCCGGAACCACAAACUGUCGAAGUUAUCGACGUUAAGAUUGUGCUUCCAGGCUGCAUUUCGUCCGACAAACCUAUCACCAUUCCUUCCACUUUGAAUGCUACUUUGGGUGAACUCAAGCAAUCUUUUUCCAUUAUUCAUGUUCUUAGAAACUUGACCAGUUACGAUAUUUUCUACCAAAAUGUCAAUUUAACUGCCAACUUCGACGACUUGUUUGAAUUGAAGACCAUUUUGGAAGAAUUGAAUGUCAAGGACACAAAGUCUAUCACUUUCACUUUGAAGGAAAAGCCUUACAUUCUCUCUUCUGUCUACCAACAUUUGGAAAAAUUCAGAGAAUCUAUCGGUUUACACUUUCUUGACAAGAGUGCCUUUAGUUUGGGUAACUUGAGUGGUGCUAGUAAGUUCAAUGAAUUAGGUUUGGCUGGUGUUAAACAACAACCACAAGCUGAAGAAGAAAAGGAAAUUGAAAACAAGGAAGAAUCUAAGGAAGAAUCUGAAAAGGUUGAAAAGAAAAUUGAAUUAACUUCGGAAGAAAAGGACACUCUUCAAGAACUUUCAAACAACUUUUUGACUGAAUCUGUUCCUUUGAUUAAGUAUGCCACUUUCCAAAGCCCAAGCGGUCAAUUGAAGGUUCCAUUGAAGUCAUUAAGUGUUUCCCUGUGGUCUCCAGUACCACCACACCAAAAGAUCAGAGGUGAUUUGUUGUACUUGGUCUUGCAAACUUUGGAAAACGAAACUUUCCAAAUCACUUGUCACUUGUCUGGAUUCUUCGUAAACAAGUGUUCCGCUGCCACUUUCAACCCCUCUAUUAAGAUUAACGAAAACGGUAAGUUCCACAAGCAAUUUAUCUUAUUUGACUUGGUAAACUCUUUAUCUCCAUUAUUCUCAAAGACUAUUGAACAAAAUGAACAAAAGUUAUCUCUGUACUCUGAAAACCCAGAAGCAUACUUGAUUCCAUCAAACUGUUUUGUUUCCUCUCCAUGGAUUGUUAACGCCCAAAACUUUGUGAACCAACCUGAUGUAUCUAGAUCUCAAUUGCCAUUGUUAGACAACGGUGUUGAUGGUUCUGACAAUGUCAAGGAUUGGAAUGAAGACAUUCAAGCCAUCCGUGAAUUGCCAAAGGCUACCAUUGAUGAACGUAUCUUACGUGAACAAUUACUCAACAAGUCCCUGUUCGACUUCACUGCCGCUGCUGUCAACACUGCUAUCAGUGUCAUCAGGGGUGAUGUUCCAUCAAUCAACCCUCAAGAUGAAGCUGACAGAAGAGUUUACUUGAGAAAUGGUAUUUUCUACUUCAUGAAUGUCAAUGAUUCUGGAGUAUUUGAUGCUACUGGUGGUAAUGAAGCCGCCAGAUACACUUCCAGUAAGGACUUGGCCAGCACAAGAAUUUUAAAUAAGAUUGAUGCUCCAGGUAUUUCCAACUUGGUUACUUGUAUUGUUGACUACAUGGGUAAGAGAGUAGUUUGUCAAGCUCCAGUUCCAGGUAUUUUUAACAACCCUGUUGGAGAUGAAGAACAAAAUAAGGUCGCUUACGGUUUAUCAGUUGAAAGAAAUGCCAUCUACCAAGAUGAAUCUUUUGAUGAAGCAUUAAAGCCAAUCGCUGAAGCUCUCCAUCUCAAAGCCCACGAAGUAACUGUUUCUGAAGAUGUUAAGUCUGAAGGAAAGUUGGCUGUCUCCAAGGAUACCAAGGGUAUCAAGGGUUCUGACGGAAGAAAGUACCUCAUGGAUUUGUACAAAUCCACUCCAUUGGACAUUGAGUUUAUUGAAGCUAACUGGAAUGACCAAAAGGAUGACAGUUAUCCUCACCGUGAAACUGUGUUGAGACAUGAAGCCAUUGAAGAAUGGUGGAAGCGUAAGGUUUCCGUUUUGUUCAAGGCUGAAACUGAGCGUUUGGAAAAGGAAGGUAAGACUGGAAAGGAAGGUGAAGAAAAACCACAAAUUGUUCUCCCAUCUGAUCAAAUUGUAUUCAACCCAGAUGCAUUUACCGGUAUUAACGAAAGUGCUGAAGAUCAACAAGAAGUUAGAGAAUUAUCCAAGUUUAUCACUGAACAAUUGAUUCCUGAAUUCUUGAAGGAAACAGCCAGUCAAAUUGCUCCAUUUGAUGGUAGCCACUUAUCUAAGUCUUUGCACAACCAAGGUAUCAACUUGAGAUACUUGGGUGCCAUUGCAGAACAAGCUUUGGUUAAGAAGGCUGAAGAAACUGCCGCUUUUGAAGAAGUGGUAAAGGAUAACACUGCUGAAAUUGAAAAGAGAAAGGCUGAAGAAGAACAAAAGUCCGAAGAAAAGGAUGAAGAAUCUAAGGAAGAAGAAGCUAAGGAAGAAGAAUCCAAGGAAGAAACUCCUUCAAAGGGUAAGUUCGACUUGGCAGUUGCUAACUUGGACACUCUUCACAAGAUUGCUGUUCAAGAAAUGAUUGCCAGAGCUGUCAAGCACAUUUUACGUAAGUCAACUGCUGAUUUGCCAGAAUACUUGGUCUCUCACUUUGUUGCCCAUUUCCACAACUGUUUGCUUGGUCUGCAAAUUACUGGUACCCCUGAAUGUGCUUUGAAUGCUGACCUUAAGAGCUUGUUCUCUGCUGAAGACUUGUCCUUUACUACUUUAACUAGUCAAGAUGUGUUUAAGUUGGUUGAGAGGGAAGUAUUUGUUCGUUUCAGAUACACCUUGCCAGAAAACUGGGCUACUUCUAGUGACUUGUUAAGACAUGCUCAAUUAUUCAGAGAAAUUGCAAUCAAGUUUGGUAUUCAAUGGAAGGCUCAAUCUUAUGUUUUCACUAAGGAAGAAUUCGAAAGUGAAAAGGAAAAAUUGACUGCUUUGGAAUCAACUGUUGUCGACAAGAAGCGUGGCAAUGGUAAGAACAAGAAGAGAUGCAGUCCUGCUGCUGUUAUGGUCAAUGAAUCUGCCACUAGAUCUACUGUUUUCAUUGCUGAUGAUAUUGCCGCCUUUGUUCCUGUCAUCAAGGACUCUACCUUCAGAUCAACUUUGCUUGAUGAACUUUACGAAGUUUCUAGAGUUCAUAUUUAUAAGGGUGAAACUGAAAUUGGUUUAACUUUGUUGAACGAAUUGUUAUCUUUCUGUGAACAAAUUUAUGGAAGAGUCCACCCGGAAACCACCAAAUUUUACAGCUCAUUGGCUCAAAUCUAUUCCGAAUUGGAUAUGAAGACUGAUGCCUGUAACUUUGGUCGUAAGGCAUGUAUCUUGACUGAAAGAACUGCUGGGUUUGAUUCAUACGAAACCAUUUUGGCUUACAUCAACGCUUCAUUUUACGAAGGUCAAAAUGAUGAUCCAGUGAGCUCAUUUAAGUUAUACAGCAGAGUGCUUUCUGAUUGGAAUGUCGUAUAUGGUAAGGAUCAUCCUUCUUCAGUAAACACUGUCACUAAUUUGGCUGACUCCUUGUCCCAACAUGAAAUCUUUGGUCCAUCCCAUGCCUUGUACGAAAAUAUCUUGGCUGUCUCUGAAAACUUGAAUGGAGCUACUUCUCCAGUUAGUGGAAUGAUCAGAUACAGAUAUGCUAGAUCUUUAUUUGCUUCUCAAGAUAUCAAGGGUGCCCUUGCUCAAUUUAAGAAGGCAAAUGAAAUUUUCUCUGUCUCCAUUGGUCCUGAUGAUAUUUUCUCCAAGGAAACUAAGGAACUUGUCUCUAAGUUUGAAGAUCACAUUAAGUACACUACCCAAAUGCAAUUGGAAGCUAAGAAGAAUGAACAAGCUCAAAAGGCUCAAGCUGCCCUUUUGAACGCCACAAAGAAGCCAGUUGAGAAGAAGAAGAAUGGUAAGAAGCAACAAAAUGUUUCCUCUGUUCCAGAAAUUGCUUCUCAAUCUGUUGAUGACAUCUUACAAUUCAUUGAAGGAAAGAAAUCAACCAAGUCUAAGAAGUCAAAGAAGGCCACUAAAUAGAUUUUAUAUCCUUGUACAUAAAUUUAGAAAAGAACCGUUAUUUUAUUGAUUGUAUAUUUUAAAUAUAUAUAUAUUGUAAUCUAAAUUGAAUGAGACUAAACUAUACGU